This is a messenger RNA of Blepharisma stoltei, 693 nucleotides long. The record is from the annotation of a GenBank genome assembly. NCBI's taxonomy places the organism in Eukaryota, Ciliophora, Heterotrichea, Heterotrichida, Blepharismidae.
AUGAAAAAGGCGAGAAUUACAAAUAGAAACAAAAUUUUCAACCAAGCUAAAAUUAAAUUCGCCACAGAUGCUCGUCAGCCAAAUGAUCCUAGCUGCGAAGCAGAAGUUCCUCAUUCUCUUUCUGAAAGUCCACGUGCAGAUACCAUCUCUGAUAUGCCAAGAUCCAUAAUUGUAGAAUCGUUCAAAAAAUUCUUAAAUGAUAAGCAAGAAAAAUUCAAUUCUGAUAAAAAAGAAAUUAUAAAACGAAAUAAUGACUAUAGCAAAAGCAGUGAGGAACAUUUAAAUAGAGGUCUCAAAAUAAUUGAUGAUAAAUUAUUCAUUAUAGAAAAUGCUUUACUUGAUCUUGAUGAUCUGAAUAAAAUGAAAGAAACCAAUAAGAAGCUUUACGAAGCGCUUUUGAACUCUGAUCCAGAAGCAGCAAUAAAUAAAAUUAAUGCAGACCUAUAUAAAGUCUCAGAGAGCGAAAAUAUCACAGACUUGUUUUAUCCAAGAAAUGACAUAGGAACCAUGAUGGAUACAAAAGAAAUCCAAGAGCUUAUAAAUGCCUUAUAUUCAAAUCUAGAAGACAUGGAAAGACGCAUGUUAGGAAUGCCCUAUUUGGUUAAAAAUAUGUUAGCUAAUAUCAUUGAUGAAAAAUAUAAUGAUCAAAGAACAGUAAUAUUAUCAUCAUAUGAAGGAGCAGAAAAAAAUUAG